This is a messenger RNA of Centruroides sculpturatus (bark scorpion), 984 nucleotides long. RefSeq names its product transcription initiation factor IIE subunit beta-like (gene TfIIEbeta). NCBI's taxonomy places the organism in Eukaryota, Metazoa, Arthropoda, Arachnida, Scorpiones, Buthidae. The coding region runs from base 97 to 933 and encodes 278 amino acids. Gene Ontology annotation, cellular component: transcription factor TFIIE complex. Gene Ontology annotation, biological process: transcription initiation at RNA polymerase II promoter. The transcript is spliced from 8 exons. The record is from RefSeq and is a predicted model, not a curated record.
UUUUAUUUUGCUACGCGAGACUAGGUAGCGCUUUAUUUCCUGUUUCCGUUCAGCAGUCGGAGUUCGUUUGGUUUUGUGAGAGAUUUGAAAAUAAAGAUGGACCCGGCACUUUUAAAGGAAAGGGAGGCAUUUAAACGAAGGGCUCUUGCCACGCCUGUCAUCGAGAAUCGGAAAAAAGACACCGGGUCAAAUGAUGCACCUUCAAAAAAGAAACAGAAGUCCAAUUCUUCAAAACCCAAAGAUAUGUAUAGCUAUAAGAAUAUGACAUUAUCUUCACAAUAUAAUUUUAGUGUUUUGGCUAAAAUAGUUAAGCACAUGAAGCAAAGACAUUUAGAUGGAGAUACACACGCUUUAUCUUUAGAAGAGAUUUUGGACGAAACAAAUCAGUUAAAUAUUGGAAGCAGACAACGUCAUUGGCUCAUGACUGAGGCUUUGGCAAACAAUCCAAAAAUUCUGUGCUUACCGGAGGGAAAAUAUGCCUUUAAACCGGCAUACAACAUCAAAGACAGAAAAUCACUAUUAAGAUUAUUAGAUAAACACGACCAAAGAGGACUGGGUGGAAUUUUAUUGGAAGACGUACAAGAAUCUGUUUCGCAUGCAGACAAAAUUAUUAAAAUAAUUGGAGAUUGUGUGAUUACCGUAACAAGACCAAUUGACAAAAAGAAGGUUCUGUUUUAUAAUGACAAAACUUUACAUUAUACAGUAGAGGAAGAAUUUCAAAAACUGUGGAGAAGCGUAGCAGUGGACGGAAUCGACGAUCAGAAAAUAGAGGAAUAUCUUCAGAGGCAAGGAAUUACCUCCAUGCAAGAUUUAGGAAUCAAGAAAGUUGUGCCUCUGCAAAAGAGAAAGAAGCCGACGAGUAAAAAGCCGCGCACGUUCAAGAAACACAAUGAACACAUGAGUGACAUUUUACAGGAUUACAGCGAAUCUUAGUAGUGUAUUUAAAUUUGUAUAGUACCUUUAUUAAAUAUUAUUUUGUAAUUA